This is a messenger RNA of Myxozyma melibiosi, 3720 nucleotides long. RefSeq lists its product as uncharacterized. The transcript has 2 exons. Bases 74 to 3352 code for a protein of 1092 amino acids. NCBI's taxonomy places the organism in Eukaryota, Fungi, Ascomycota, Lipomycetes, Lipomycetales, Lipomycetaceae. The record is from RefSeq and is a predicted model, not a curated record.
UCCUCCUCCUCCUCCUCCUCUUCUCCUUUUUCACUCCUUUAUCUCCCCUCCUCCCUCCCCCUCCCCCUCCUCCAUGGCAUCCAUCUCCUGCCCAUCGCCCGCCCGUCUACGCGAUGGCCCUGAUCUUUCUCCCUCCCUCUUCCCCAACCCCCCCUCUCCUCUCCUAGCCUCUCCCGAAACUGCCAUCCACAGACAACGAAGGCCCUGCUACUCGCCAACCGUCUCCUCCUCCUCUCCCUCAACCUCGUCCUCCUCGGCCUCCUUCUCCGCUGCAUCCUCCGUACUCUCUUCCUGGUCCCCUGCCUCGACCUCAGCCCCCUCCACCUCUACCUCCUCCGCCUCUCUCGCAUCCUCCUCUUUCGCAGAAAAAAGACUCUGGUCUGAAGAAUUUCGCGUCCUCGAGUCUGACUUCCAAAAAUUCUCCUCCCGCACCACCGUCCACAAAGCAAACGUCCUCCGUCUCUCCCUCCUCCCCUUUCUCCGCUCCCACGUCGGCGAGUCCACCUCCGUCUCCCCCGUCGAACUCGACCGUCGCCUGCACAUCCUCCACAAAUGGUGGUCCGCCGCCCUCGCCGCCCUCCGCGACCGCUCAUCUCCUCGCGCCGUAGCGGCCGCCGACCGCGCCGCCUACUUCGAAGCCAUCUUCGGCAUCCUCUCUCGGCACGAAUGGCGUCUCGCCUCUUCUCACUCCACCCGCGACCUCUACCUCGUCUCGCUCUCGGACUCGCUCAAACUCGCGCUCGACCGCCUCAUGAUGAAACCCGUCCCGGUCUCGGUCUCGGUCUUUGCCGGCGCCGUCAUCGCCCACGCUUUCUUCUAUCUCCCCGGCGUCGCUCCCGCUCUGCUAUACCUCUUCCAAGUCCGACACGCCGACGUCUCCCGCGUUCAAAAACAGUGCGGGCUCUCGCCCUUUGUCGGCGCAAACCUCAAGCGCUCCGCCAUCUCUGUCUUCCCCUCCCAUCUCGCGCCCCUUAUUGUCUGCCACGCCCCUCCAACCUCUCGCCCACCCCUGCCCCAAGACCUCAGCGACUAUCUCUACGGCGCAUGGGCUCAGAGAUGGUGGACAAGACAGGAUAGCGACGUCUUUGCUUCGUUCUUCAAACACUACUACAUCAUCGCAUCCGACUACAUCGCCCUCACCUCCACCGCCGCAGAUAUCACCCCUGACGAAGCAAUCAUCUCCACCCCCGGCAUCCUCAUCAUCCACGCCAGCAUCCUCCGCAUCAUCGACGGUGUCGUCCACUGCAACAGUCCCAGCAACUCCACCCCCUCAACCUCUUCUAGCAUAAAACGGUCGGCGUCACUACCCUCCGGCAAAGCUGACCCGAACGCACUACCGACCGAAGUCAACGCAACCAUCCGCACAACCGUCUCGUCAUCGGUCCUCGCGCGCCAGCUCUACCAGAUGCGCAUUCUCCUCGCCAUCAAAGAAGUUCUCGACUUGUCUGGUCCGACAUGCACUGCCUACGCUUCGACUUUCCUGCGCUUCUUCGAGAGCACCAUCCUGCAUGCUGCCGCAAAGCACACCUCGCUCUACGACGCCGAAGCCUGCGUCGUCCUGUGCGACCUCGCCGAAGCAGUCCUGACCACGCUCGCGGGCGCAACCCGCUCUGACCACGUCAACUGGUCGUUCUGGUUCGACAUCAUGAAGCAGCUCGUCGCCUCCGAGUCCUCCAUGACCGAAGUCCGCGCGCUCUCGUUCCUCUACUCGUUCUGGGACAACAUCGCCGCCGACUCGGACUACGCCGCCGUCGACUGGGUCCUCGGCCCUGCUGUUUGGCGAAAGUUCUUUUGCCACUGGGCGCCUCUCGUUCGCUCGUACUACAUGCGCCUCAUCUGCUGGCGCGUCAUUCGUCCCGCGAGCCCGCAGUCAAGAGACGCCGUCGACCGCGUCGUCGACCGCCUGUCUUCGCUGUACAUGGCCCUGCGUAGACUCGCUGCCUCGGGCCGUCCUAUCGACGUCACGCCGUGCUCGCCCGUGCCCGGCCGGCGGAUGGCGCUGGUCAUGUGCUCUGGCCGCGACACGGCCGCGCACAAGUUCUUCCUACUGUCGAUGAGGUUCCGGCAGGAGAUUCUUUCUGCGGUCGAGUUUGAGAACGGCGAUCGGUCGAAGAGCAAGGGAGUUGCGAACCGCUAUGAUGUGCAUGAUGAGGAAGUGUUUAUUGCUGCGGCUACAAUGAUGCCGUCGUCCGGCCCUUCGUCGCUAUCGGCCUCGUCUGCGUCUUUGCCGCUCUCUGCGAGUAGCUAUAGUGCUCCUGCAGCGAGCACUUCAGCGUCUGCGAGCGCUGCAAAGGGAAUCGCCAGUGUUUUCAGAAGAUUUCGAUCGUUCAAGAGCGGAAGCACAACGACCACAACUGAGUCAACAACCACUCAAGUUCAGCAGCAGACCAGCGUCAGCAGCGUCAGUGUCUCCGAGCAAACGUUCAAAUCGACGCGUCUGCGACGCACCCCGUCUACGUCGUCGACAAACUCGACGAGCUCGGUGAUCACGUCUGCCUCCGCGCUGACGAUGAGCGGUCAAACCAGCAACGGGUUCGCGUCCGCCCCGGGUUCGAGCUCGACAGUGAACUCGCUGCUCGGGUCAGAGAAAUCAUACUGCUUCAUGCUCCAGCCGACAGACGCGCACCGUCUGCAGCGGACACCCGCCACCAGCAAUGCUAGCACGCCCACGCCGUCUGCCUCAUCGUCGUCGACGUCCCUGCCGCUGCAGGCAAACAACUCGCAGUCGCAGCUGCUGCUCCCGCGAGGCGCACAGAUCCCUGUUCCGCGACUGCCGUUUGCGAGACACAGCGUGAUGGCGAUGGCGAGCCAGCGCAAGGGCGCAAGCGGCUUUGCGGCGGCAGCAGAACGCAAGCUCGUGGUCGCGACGCCGCCGGAGAGUGGUUCGUCGUCGUUCGUGUCUGCUUUGCGGGAUAUUGCGAAUUCCCCCGCGACGGCAGCGGCGGCCGCGGUGGUGGUCGCGCAGAACUCGCCUGUUCCGUCGUCGAUUGCGACGUUUGAGUUACAGCCGUUUGCGAGCAGCAGUAGUAGUACCAGCAGCGGCAGUAACCUCACGACCUCAUCAACCUCGCUCUCGUCCCUCACGACCGGUCUUUCGCCACACUCGAGCAGCAGCAGCGGUAACGGCAACGACAGCACCAACACCAACACCACCAGCAGCAGCACGAGCGGCACGCUCCCGUCGAUCAGCCCGCACGGCAACUCGCUCAAGUACGCGGGCCACGCGCUCAGCGAGUGGAAUUCCGUGGUCAGGCAGUACGAGCGGUUCGUGGAGAUGCGGCGGAAGAAGGACGGGAUCGAUCUCGAUCUCGAUAUCGGCACGCCGAGCAUUAUCGGCGAGGUUCUGUGCUGAACAACAGCACAGCUUGUAUUAUUUUUAUUUAUUUUUUUAUAUGUUAAUUUUGGGAGUUUUUGAGUUAGAUAUAGGGAUUUCUAGAAGUUCUUUUGCUUUGUUUCAUUGUUACUCAUUCUUUCAAUCUGGGCUAUUCGAGAAAAGAACUGCUCUCUCUUCUGCAUGUGUAUAUAUCCUAGGAUAUUAUUUCUCUUUUAAUAUCUUCUUUUCUUUCUUCUUCCUGCUCAUAUUUAUACUUACAUAUUUUGUCAUUUUUUGCAUUUAUCUGUGAUAGAGAUACUGGAGGGACAUGUUCAUAUGGUAAUCUUAUCGUAUAAAGGGUUAAUAUAUAACUAUUAUACAAACAUAACUACAAACAUAACUACAAA